AAUCAGGAAGGUUUAUCCAAGGUUGAUCAACAAUCUACAUCUAUAUCAAAGCCAAUUGGUUCUCAGAUUCCGAAAAAUGUAACACCUUCAGAAUCACAAAUUACGAAAGACAAGAUCACUAAGAUGACUAUUAAUAAUAACGUAAUACAUGCUAUACAAAAAGGUCAAGUGCGUACAAUAAUAGUUUACGACAUACCUGCGGUCUGGUCACAUGAUGCAAUCUUGGAACAUCUAAAGUCAUGGGGCCAAGUAUUGGAAAUAUCCUUUAAGACACAAUACAAGUAUCAGUCUGUUUGGACUAAAAUGAUACUCAAACCAACCAUAGAUACGGACUUCGUUAUGAGAACUUACCACAGUGAUCAAUCCUUCGAAUAUGUAUUGAGUUAUGAAUUGAAGGGUCACGCUUUUAUUCAUUUAAAGGUGCAUGGGAAACAUCAGUUGAUCGCUUACUUUGAAACGCAUGAACAUCUACUUAGAUGUAUGGAAUUUAAGCAUCAUUGGAAGCUGACCAUUUCAACUCCUCCCACGAAAAAAAUUCCUCAAAAGUCCAAAAAGGACAAAAAGUCUUACUCACAGCAAAGUAAAGGGAAGAAUUUGGGCAAAUCGCUCAGUCCUUCAACUCAUUUACGCAACAAAUCCAAUACUCAACAAAAGACUGAUAACACGCAUUCUUUACUCAUAAAACUCCUGAACCUUUUGGUAUGAAAUUGUGAGUAACUGAAUCCUAAAUAGCAUAGAAUAAGUGGCUUUAACUGUAUUGCAGUCAUAACAUUUUUUUUUAGGCAAAAUUAGUGGCGCUUAUUUCUUUUGUAGGACCCAAGACAGAAGUUAAUUUGGUGUUUAAGGUGAUUUUGGUGGAUCGGUAGGAUGGUGUUUUUUUUUUUCUUUCUUUCUAUUUAUUUUUCUUUUUUCUCGGUGUCUUUGGUUUUUUUUUAGCUUCCGCUUUUUUUCCAUCCCCCUUUUUAUUGGUCAUAUUCCUGGUCCCAGUGUGUUUUUUUUAUUCAUUUUAUUUUU
Rhizophagus irregularis DAOM 181602=DAOM 197198 is the source of this 1014-nucleotide messenger RNA. NCBI's taxonomy places the organism in Eukaryota, Fungi, Glomeromycota, Glomeromycetes, Glomerales, Glomeraceae. The record is from RefSeq and is a predicted model, not a curated record.